This is a messenger RNA of Mauremys reevesii (Reeves's turtle), 5080 nucleotides long. RefSeq names its product family with sequence similarity 135 member A (gene FAM135A). The transcript has 23 exons. Bases 340 to 4929 code for a protein of 1529 amino acids. NCBI's taxonomy places the organism in Eukaryota, Metazoa, Chordata, Testudines, Geoemydidae. The record is from RefSeq and is a predicted model, not a curated record.
GCGUGUGCCCGGCCAGCAAGCCCCCGCCCUCCCAGAGGAACGGGGCGCCGGCGACACGGGCCGCUCCGGCGGCAGCAGGCUCUGGCGUCGGAUGCACGCGCUACGCCAUCCCGGUGCUGCCGAGGCCUGGACUCCGCUGGAGAGAGCAGAGCGGGGCGAGGAGGGGGCGGGCGAUCUCCGGACACCAGAGGCGGCUCCAUUAUGGCUCAGUGCAAACAUGUUUUUGAUAGCAGUAAUGGAGAAUUGGAAGACUGAUUAUUUCACAUAUUAAAACGGAUUGUUUACCAGUAGAGUAACUAAGGUGCAGACAACAAUUUUGGCUUAUGCGUCUACAUAAAAAUGAGUGAAGUACAGGCUAUGGUAGAAUUCUCCGUGGAGCUCCACAAAUUCUACAAUGUGGAUUUGUUUCAAAGAGGUUUUUACCAGAUUCGUGCAUCUAUGAAAAUUCCUCCAAGAGUUCCACACAAAUUAGAAGCCAGCUUGUUACCUGUGACAGGUGCUGAUCUUGCCUUUCCAGCUUCAGUCCAUGACAAUGUAAUUUGCAGUAAAACAUUUCAAAUUCUUUACAAAAAUGAGGAGGUUUCUGUGAAUGAUGUUAUGAUCUUCAAAAUUAAAAUGCUCUUAGAUGAACGGAAGAUUGAAGAAUCCCUUAAUGAAAUGAAUUUCCUGCUAUCCUUAGAUCUACACUUCACAGACACAGAUUAUUCGCCAGAUGAUCUGAGCACACUGCAACUAAUUAGUAGUCGAACUUUAAAGUUGCACUUUAGCUUACACCAGGGCCUUCAUCACUACGUCAAUGUUAUGUUUGAUUACUUCCACCUCUCUGUCAUAUCUGUUACAGUCCAUGCUUCUUUGGUUGCUCUACACCAGCCAUUGAUAAGCUUUCCUCGUCCCGUGAAGAAUACUUGGUUAAACAGGAACACACCAGCACAGCAGAGGGACACUGUGAUUCCUACUCUUGAAAGUGUGGUCUUCGGCAAUAACUAUACAAAACAAUUAUCAGCAGAUGGUUGCAGUUUUGUGAUUGCGGAGUCCUUCCUGAAUCAUGCCUACAAUCUCCACUAUACACUUUGUGCCAGUUUGCUGCUUGCAUUUAAAGGGUUACACAGCUAUUUCAUCAUGGUAGCAAAGGAGCUCCCCUCCUCUCACCGAAUAGAACUGGCCAAGGCCAGCAUGCAGGUCCUUUAUGAACGCCUUCUCAGAAGAAAAUAUCCACGAACCCAGAGAGACGCCUAUCUAGAGAACAUAGAUGUAGAAGCUCGCCUUACAGAACUGUGUGAAGAAGUAAAGAAAAUGGAAAAUCCUGAUGAACUGGCAGAACUUAUAAACAUGAAUCUUGCACAGCUUUGCUCUCUUCUGAUGGCUCUGUGGGGGCAAUUUCUAGAGAUCAUUACCUUGCAGGAGGAAGUCACAGCAUUACUAGCACAAGAACAUCACACACUGAGGGUACGAAGGUUUUCCGAAGCAUUCUUUUGUCUUGAGCAUCCAAGGCAAGCUGCUCUUGCAUAUCAAGAACUACAUGCUCAGAGUCAUCUACAGAUGUGUACAGCUAUCAAAAACACCUCCUUCUGCAGUUCUCUUCCACCUCUUCCUAUUGAAUGCAGUGAACUAGAUGGAGACCUGAACUCAUUACCCAUAAUCUUUGAAGAUCGGUAUUUAGAUUCCAUUACUGAAGAUUUGGAUGUACCCUGGUUGGCAGUUGAAAAUCUUCAGAAGUCAGAGUCCAAUAAGCUGGAUAAAUUUGAGACCGAAGAAGGUUUUGUAGCUGGUUUUUCUAGCCCAGAGUUGAAAAUCAGACCUGCAGGUGCCUCCAACGUUUGGCAUUCAGAAAGUGAAAAGCAGCUAACAAAGUCUUUAAAAGGGAAAAAUGAAGAUGUAAAUAAAUCCAAAGUUAAGGUUACUAAACUAAUGAAAACAAUGAAAACUGAAAACACAAAAAAAAUAGUAAAACAGAACUCUAAGGACUCCGUGGUCUUGGUAGGCUACAAAUGUUUGAAAAACACAGCACCAGAGGAUGUCUCUAAAUGCUAUGAAGGCAGGCCUUCAUCUCAUCAGAAAGGACUGGAUCCUGCAAUAGGUGGCUUUGCUUGUGACACAAGGACCUGCACGAGGCAAAUAAGUCAAAAAGAACUUAGAUGUGUGUCAUCUAGAACUGAACAAAAAUCUGCCCAAAUUGACCAUGUUCUGCAAAGCCAGUGUAGCCCUGUGAUCUCUCAUUGUGCAAAUUCUACCAUUUUUGGCAGACUUAAUAUCUCCCAGGCAGGUACUGGAGUUACACAGGUGGAUAGCAUCUUGACACCUACAAGCACAGUUGAAGGUUGUCCUGGAUGUCAGCCAACCUCAUCAGGAGUGAGGACAAUUGAGGUCAAACCAAGUAACAAAAAUCCUUACGAAGGGGAGAAAGUGAAUGUUCGUAUUGGGUCAUGGACAGAAUUUCUGCAAGAUGGAGAGAAUUUACAGGUGCCCAGCUUUCAGACUGCAGAAUCUGGAAGUAAAGCUAACUUGGGGGAACAGUUACUGGUGCUUGAAAAGGAUGAUGUGCAAGAAACAAGCUUCCAACAUACUGGAGAUGCAUUGACAAGAGUAAAAAGCAAUCAUUCUGCUCUUUCUACAAAAGAGACUAACGUUGCCAUAAGUGGAGACACGAUUAAGUUGCCAGAUGUUAGUGUCACUUACGCCUCAUCUAGGUUUUCAGAUUCAGGUGUAGAAAGUGAACCAAGCUCUUUUGCAACACACUCCAACCCUGAUGUGUUUUUUGAAACCAUUCAAGGGCAAAGUGCUUACAACAGUGAAAGACUAUUUCCUCAGCUUUUACUAAAACCAGAUUACAUAAAAAAUGCAAUAGAAAGCUAUUGUACUGAGAGUACUAGUGCACUGAGUGAAAUACAAUCAUCCCUGACAUCCAUAAACUCUCUACCAUCAGAUGAUGAUGAGCUUUCACCUGAUGAAAAUUCAAAGAUAUCGCUUGUACCUGAAUGUCAACUAAGUGACAGCAAAACUAUAUUAGAUCUGGGAACAAUUGAUUUGCCAAAAUGUGAUGACAGUAAAAAAUCAAAUAUAAUUUUACAGCAACAGUCUGUUGUAUUUUCAGGGUAUUCAGACAAUGAAACUGUCUCUCUACAUUCCUCGCUUUCAAACUUAAAAGAUUCUUUACAGUUAGUUGCUUCAGAUGAAAAUAUAUCUACUGAGAUGAAAAGUUACAGCUCAUGUGCAAACAUUGACACAGUUUUUAAGGACUCUCAAAACCUUGAUAGGCAACAGAACACUACAGAAGGAGAAACUGAAUUACAUUCAGAAGUUAUUUAUCUGGGAGAACCAUGUGUUGUUUCAGGUUCAGUAUCUAGUAAUGCUAAGUGUAAUGUAGAGAAAACAAAUGAGGGACAAUAUAACAAACCUUUAGAAUUAAGGCAAACAAUUGAGGAACUGCCAACAGUUGAAAGUGAGACUCACCCAGAUGCAAAUCAUCUCUCAUCAACCAGCAGUAUCGAUAUUGUAAAACAAGGUCUUGUAGAAAACUACUUUGGCUCUAGAAGCAGUACAGAUAUUUCUGAUAUUUGCCCGACUGACAACAGCAAUCCUGAUAGUCCUCAAAAGGAAACAUCUGAAAAACAAACUGUUGGCUCUUCACAACAGGAGGAGGAGGAGGAGGAGGAGGAGCAGGAUCAAGAAAUGGUUGAAAAUGGGUAUUAUGAGGAAACGGAUGAUAGUAAUAUUUUAGAUGGAGAUACAAAUGCUGACUUUGAUCUAAUGGAAGAAAAAGCUUUGAGAUCUGAAAGGAUUGACAGCGAACAUCUACGGGAUGGAAUGAAUAUGGCUCCUGUCUGCACUCCUGGUUGUUUGUCUUUUCCCUCUGUGCUGAGAGACUCUCCUUGCAGUGUUAUAUGUUCUUCAAAAAGCAAAUCUGAUGCAAUAACAAAACAGCCAGGCAGCACAUCCUGCAGCUCAGCUUCAUCUGUUUCCUGGUAUGAAAGCUCCCCCAAACCUCAAAUGCUAGCUUUUCUCCAGGCUAAAGAGGAAUUAAAGCAACUUAAACUCCCUGGAUUUAUGUAUAGUGAUGUUCUCAGACUGGCUUCAUCAGCACCUUAUUUCAGCACAGAAGAGGAUGAAGGUUCAGAAGAUGGAAUACAUCUCGUAGUCUGUGUUCAUGGCCUAGAUGGUAAUAGUGCCGAUCUGAGAUUAGUGAAGACUUACAUUGAGCUUGGACUACCCGGAGGACGAAUAGAUUUUCUUAUGUCUGAAAGGAACCAGAAUGAUACCUUUGCUGAUUUUGAUUCCAUGACUGAUCGCCUUUUAGAUGAAAUAAUACAAUAUAUUCAAAUUUACAACCUAACAAUUUCAAAAAUCAGUUUUAUUGGACAUUCGCUGGGCAAUUUAAUAAUCCGUUCAGUGCUCACAAGACCUCGGUUUAAAUAUUACCUCAACAAACUUCACACCUUCCUGUCUCUCUCUGGACCACAUCUUGGUACCCUCUACAACAGCAGUGCUCUUGUUAAUACAGGUCUCUGGUUUAUGCAGAAGUGGAAAAAGUCGGGUUCUUUAUUACAAUUGACAUGUCGAGAUCAUUCAGACCCGCGGCAAACCUUCUUGUACAAACUUAGUAAAAAAGCAGGUCUUCAUUACUUCAAAAACAUAGUGCUAGUCGGAUCCCUGCAGGAUCGUUAUGUUCCUUAUCACUCUGCUCGCAUAGAGAUGUGCAAAACAGCUUUGAAAGAUAAACAAUCUGGACCAAUUUAUGCAGAAAUGAUCCAGAACCUGCUUCUGCCAGUUCUUCAAAACAAGGAAUGUAAUUUGGUCCGUUACAAUGUCAUCAAUGCAUUACCCAAUACAGCCGAUUCUCUCAUAGGGAGAGCUGCACACAUUGCUGUUCUUGAUUCAGAAAUAUUUUUAGAAAAGUUCUUUCUGGUUGCUGCCCUAAAAUAUUUCCAGUAGAAGAAAAGCAUUGGCCAGGUCUGCUGUGCAGCUCUUUGAGGAGAACUAGUUCUAAUGUGGAAGGAAAGUCUGAACCUAUACAGAAAUCUCCUAAAAAAUCAAAAUUACCACUAGGUCGUCUUGAUGAACCAGAGGAGUCCAAUAGAGAGAG